Molecule: messenger RNA, 1800 nt
Organism: Drosophila bipectinata
Lineage: Eukaryota; Metazoa; Arthropoda; Insecta; Diptera; Drosophilidae
Product: prolyl 4-hydroxylase subunit alpha-2
Biological process (GO): peptidyl-proline hydroxylation to 4-hydroxy-L-proline
Cellular component (GO): endoplasmic reticulum
Molecular function (GO): protein binding; procollagen-proline 4-dioxygenase activity; L-ascorbic acid binding
Source: RefSeq, a predicted model, not a curated record
GUAUUCUAUCGAAGCGUGUAACAACUGGUUUGUGUUGACUCUUCUUGGUCAGUGUCAGGCCGGGUCAAAUGGCGAAAUCAGUCGGAAUCGAAGCUCUUGCCGGAGCAGAUCUCAAUCAAAACGAUGUUCCCGAAAGUAUCGCUAAUAUGGCUUCUUAUGAGUUACAUAAUUUCGCCGGCACUGGGACGUGAGUUCUUCUCCUCCGUACACGAAAUGACGAAGGUUUUCGGGUAUGAAGAGCGAAUGCUGGGAUACAUGCAGAAAUUCCUCGACGACAACCAAAGCAAAUUGGAUUUCCUGAAAGCGCGGCUGCGGGAGUUCGAGGUCGAGAGGGAGGAGGCCCGGGAAUGGGGUACGGCGUACUUUGACAGUCCCGUAAAUAAAUAUUUGCUCAACAAGCGUCUAACCGUGGACUGGCAGCUGGUGGAGAACCUCAUGGAGACGCAGUCGGGCAAGAAAUCGCUGGCACGCCUGCAAAAAGCAAGGGCGCACAAACUGAUGCCAAAGAAAAGUGAACUGGAAGGCGCCAUCGAUGGUUUACUUCGACUGCAGACCGUCUAUAGGCUGGAGGCCAAAGACAUAGCCAAGGGCGUACUGGAUGGCGUUGAUUACAGCACUCAGCUGAACUCGGAGCACUGUGUGGAUAUUGCUCGGUUGGCUUUGAGGGAUAAGCAUACUCGUCUGGCCCACUUCUGGUCACUAGAGGCUCUUCAUCGUUUGGCCAGCGAUAAAGAGUCGGAGGAACUAAAGCCUCAAAUAUUGGCUCUCUUGGUAGAGACUAAGGCAGCUUUUGGUGACUAUAGAGGCUUGAAUGAAACCUAUCAGGAGCUUCUAAAGAUUCAACCGGCCAGUGCAGAUUAUGCGAAGAACUACGAGCGGUUUUUGGAAUCCAUUGGAGGAGAGCAGUCUUUAAACGAGACUAGAGCUGUAGAGGAACAUCCACCUAUCCCUGGAAAAGGAGACAUAGUUUCUGACUUCGACGGGUACAUGCUGACCUGCAGCGGCCACUGGCGACCAACUCCGCGCGAAGAGAGGGAUCUCCGCUGCGGCUACAUGUCUGAAACACAUCCUUUCCUUUGGAUAGCUCCCCUCAAGGCGGAGGAACUAAGCAGGGAUCCCCUGCUAAUACUCUACCACGAUGUGAUCUAUCAAAGCGAAAUUGACACGAUCAGGAAACUAACUACAAACAAGUUGAAAAGAGCCACAGUCACGAGCGAGAAAGAAUCCAUAGUUUCCAACGUCCGUACCAGCCAGUUUACGUUUGUAUCGGUUUUGGACGACAAGGUUCUGGCCACUAUUGACCAACGAGUGACGGACAUGACCAACCUCAAUAUGCGGUAUGCGGAGGACCACCAGUUUGCCAAUUACGGAAUCGGAGGUCACUAUGGCCAGCACAUGGAUUGGUUCUACCAAUCAAGUUUUGAUUCUGGUCUGGUAAGCAGUCCUGAAAUGGGUAAUCGAAUCGCCACCGUUUUGUUUUAUCUUUCUGAUGUGGCUCAGGGCGGAGGAACUGCUUUUCCUCAUAUCCGAGUGCAAUUGAAGCCUAAAAAAUAUGCAGCCGCCUUCUGGUACAACCUACAUGCGUCAGGUGUCGGUGAUCCCCGAACUCAGCAUGGAGCUUGCCCUAUAAUUUCCGGUUCAAAAUGGGUUCAAAACCGAUGGAUUCGAGAGUUCAUUCAAUCUGAUCGCAGGCCUUGUGAAUUGUGGGACGACUCAUUGGCUACAUUGUCUCAAAUCCGUGAAAUGGAAAGACAAUUAAAAGCCCAGCAACUCACUAGUCAGAUAGCCUAAAUUUUUUAC